Messenger RNA from Owenia fusiformis, 531 nucleotides. The record is from the annotation of a GenBank genome assembly. Lineage: Eukaryota; Metazoa; Annelida; Polychaeta; Sabellida; Oweniidae.
CGAUCAGCUUAACUUGCUUGGACAUCACCAUGCGUUUCAUCACAGUUUGCAGUAUGUUGUUGGUUGCUGUGUGGGGAGCUGAUGCCAUGUCAGCGCGCCGUAUUACGAAAUGUGCUAACUUCGCUUCGUCACAAAGAGUGCAACAGCGUUGUCGACGAAAGCUGACGUCCGACCCAGUCUUCAUACAGCUAAUGCAGUCCGGAAAACCCAUAUGCGAAAUGAUGAUUGAAGUCACAGAAAUGUCCUACAAUUGCAUUUCUGCCCAAAUCAAGUCUAAACCUAAGUGUAACGACCCAGCUCUUGAUCCAUCUCUUAAAGAGGGAGGAGCCAUCGCCAUAGAUAUGAUCAAAUCCAUGUAUUGCGCCGGUACAACAGAAAAUAGUGUAAAAAGGAGCGUGGACGACCUGGAAGCUGCACAUAUUGCAGAGAUUGCUGUCAAUACAGUGGCUACAAACAUCUAAGAGAUGAAUGCAUAACUUUUUUGCUUUGUAAAUGUAUCAAUUACUAAAUAUGGAAAAAUAUACUUCAAAA